This is a messenger RNA of Soboliphyme baturini, 510 nucleotides long. Lineage: Eukaryota; Metazoa; Nematoda; Enoplea; Dioctophymatida; Soboliphymatidae. The record is from the annotation of a GenBank genome assembly.
AUGGCCGUUCGAUGCCAGUUCGCUUUGAUCAUUUUGAUCGCGGACAAUAGCGCCAUAUUAUCCGCGGCGAUGCGAUCGCUGGGUGGUGCCAAGAGGCUACGGAAUGCUGACCUGAGGGACGGUGACUCUGCGAGAGAGCGGCGACACCACGCCCCUCAAUGUGGAGUGUCGUCGAAACGCGUCUUCGUCACUGUCGUCGUUGGUCGAGCGUCGCCUUCACGCCAGUUAGUGCACUCCGUCCGUCCGUCCGUCCGUCCGUCCGUUCUUUUCCCUCAUCGCCGCAUCCGCCUCUGCUUCCGUUCGCCUGGUGCUGCCCGUUAUUGGCGUUUGGUGGCUGGCAAAGAAUCGACGACUUCGUCGUCGCUGCUGAUCGAAGAGCUCCACUACCGCCAUUGCUCCUGUUGCUACUGUCGUUCGGCUGUUGACUCUUCGAUUGACUCGCCAGCAGCUUCACCGCACCGCUACUUCCAUUGCCGUUAUUCGUUGACCUUUGAACUAUCGAGCAAGUAA